Molecule: messenger RNA, 10511 nt
Organism: Osmia lignaria (orchard mason bee)
Lineage: Eukaryota; Metazoa; Arthropoda; Insecta; Hymenoptera; Megachilidae
Gene: Gfrl
Product: Glial cell line-derived neurotrophic family receptor-like
Biological process (GO): nervous system development
Cellular component (GO): signaling receptor complex; external side of plasma membrane
Molecular function (GO): signaling receptor activity
Source: RefSeq, a predicted model, not a curated record
AUGCUCGCCAUUAAAAAAGAAAAGAAAAAUGAAGGAGCCUUGCAGCAAGAAAAAAAAUAUUUUGCGAAUCAUUGAUAUUGAAAUCGUAUCGAUAACGCUAUCGUAACCGUAAUUGCAAUCGUAUAAUAAUAAUUAAUUAAUCAAUUAAUUAAUCGUAAUGAUAAAUAAAGAUUCUCGUAAUUUCGACGAGACUUUUUCGAGGAACUUGGUGCACCACAACGAUCGCAUUUAAAAAAAGAGUCCGAUUAUUACCGGUCAGAGAGAAAAAGGGAUGCAGUGUUUUUUGGGAGUGGACGCUUUUUGUGGACACGUUUUUUAUAAAUAUUGGCAGCAAUAUUAAACGGCGUUUUAGCUACGGGCGAGAAACUCAGGUUCCAGUUACUAAAUGAAACAUUUAAGCAAAACGCGAGCUGUUUUUUUGUAAAAGAGAGAAUGAGAGAAUGUGAGAUUAACGACGACGAAAUACGUCCUUUUGAAUUCCAAAACUGAUGAAACAUGGGUCGAUUCCUCUUUUUGUCAAUGCUAACUAACGAUUAUUACAUAUAAUAAUUAGUAGAGAAGAGAAGAGAACAGCCAAUAGGAAAUAGAAACUAAUAGAAUGGGAAAAACGGUGGCGCCGUAGACCAAUAUAUUGUUACCCUAGGUAUAACGAAUUAAUAAUUAAUUGUAACAAAGUAACUCUUGACGAUCCUUUGCCGACGAAAGUGGCAGAGAUCAUCGUGACAAGAGUACGUGUGUAUGUGUACGAGAGAAUGUAUUUCGGGAGAGGAUAUUUUGAAAAUCUAUCUUUGAAGAACACGUUACGCGGGAACACGAUUUUAAGAUGCUUUCAAUCAGCGGUUCGAUAAUAAAUCAUAUCGAAUUUCUCAUUUUAAUGUGAUUUCUGGAACGGUUCAUAAUUACUAAUGGUCAUUAUUUCAUAAUUAGUGUCGUAUCCUAGCACACGUAUUCUAAGCUAGCUCUGCAUUAUGCUGACAAACGUUUUGAUAAUGAACCGUAUAAAAUCCUCCAAUUUACAGUAAUUCGUAAAACGAUUCAUGAUAAUUACUGAUAAUAAUUAUUAGUAAUAAUAUUGUAAUGGUAAUAAUUACUAUAAUAAUUCAUUCUAUACGAAACAAUUGUCAACUAUAAAUUGUGUCGAGAAAAAUUUCAGUAUUGAUUCGUAUCGAAUCUUUCAACUAUUAAAAAUAUUAAAAACGAUUGCGACUGCGCAUGAAAAUGUCUUAAAAUCGGGUUCGACCGCCGCAACCGACAGAUUCGUGUACGUCCAUUUGGAUCCUUGCCAAUAUUUCCUUUCUGUUCUCUUGUAGUUUUUUCAAAGAACAUGCUAUUGAUGCAAAUGUAUAUCAGUGAGAAUAUCAUUCGCGUGCGAAUGUAAAACAUGUGUUAAUGAGUGAUUUUCUGCGAAGGCGAUAAUAGCCGAUCAUUAUUGAACGUUCAGUGCAAGAGUUGACGGAGGAGCUUGGGGGUUGAGGGUGGGGGGCAGGGGUUGGGACACGACAUGUUCUGAACGGGGUGUUGAAGAAAUGACAAAAAAAAGAAAUUAUCGAUACAUGGAUAUAGCGUUAUUAUUAAACGAAUGUAUGCUGUCCCACUGUGAUAAAACUUUUGUUUUUGCAUGUAAAGUAUAACUAUUAUUGUCAUAAGUAUGAAAUCGAAAGAAAAUGAACAAAAAAAGAAUAUAUUAUAUAUAUAUAUAUAUAUAUAUAAAUAUAUAUUAUAUAUAUAUUAUUACGGUGCAUAUAUAUAGAUGUAUGCGCCGAGGCAUGCGCGAUCUUAGAACGAUCUAUGUAUGUACCUAUAUAUCUAUAUAUGUGCAGGCACACAUUAUACAGAGAUACACAUUUACACACUUACACAUACAGACACAUGUAACACGUACACAUUGAGCAUACAUAUAUUGUGAUCGAGCGUGCACCCAGUUAAAAGUGCAUGCUACUACAAAGAAUACAAAUUUUAAAUUACCUGGGUCCGACCUGUCUUCAUGCGCUUGCAAACGGACGGAUGGAUGAACGAAUGGACUUUAUGCUUGUAUAAUUUAACCUUUACGCUGUCUAAUGAAUUACUUCGAUUAUUCUUGAGAAAUGUCAAUUUUAGAGGGAAAAAAAUCUGAAUAAUUUUUUAUGUAUCACUGUUCACACAGUGGACGAUCGAAACUUUUGCCCUACCUUUUAUACAUACAUAUAUCGUUAAAGAAACAAGAACAAAUUUUGAAUGAUCAAAUUAUGAUUACUGGCAGUGCUUUUAGUGUCGCGAAGGAUACUUAUUACACGUGGUAUGUGGGCGUAAAGGUUAAAUACGUGUGUAAUUUUACGUGCGUUGAAUUAACACUUGACGCGCGUGUUUCUUUCAAAUUCGUGUAUUUUAUAAGUAUUUCUCUUGUUUUUUUAAUUGAAUCAAGUACAAUUCGUUUGGUGCUCUCGGGUUAGCCGACAGGAAACUAACACGCUCGGCAAUUCAUUUUAAUCGAAAGGUGAAAAAUACAAAUAAAAGUGUGUAGCGUUUAAGGAAUACUCUUUUUAAAAGUUUGCGAUUGGCGUAAUAAAUAUUUUUCUUUUGCAAAUUGCGAUCACGACAAAUUUGUCGAUGUUUAAAACUAACCGUGAUAAAAAAAUGUGUUUGAUGUUGAAGGAAAUUUUAUGCUGGCAUAUGUACAUUUAUAGUUAUUUGUUCUCUAUAGCGUGUAUUUUUUUUUGUUUUUUUCUAAAUAACCGAGACGCGUGUAAUUUCGAUGAAUUUCGGAGGGUUCCUUAAGCGCAUGAAUACCGGAAGUACGAUGAAUGUUUACUCGCUUUUUCGCGCAACGGUCAUCCUCAUAUUGUACCGUUUAUUUGGUAGUUGUACCAUGUAAAACACCAUUUAUAUUUGCAUAUGAUUAAUAUGUUUUACUUAUAACGCUCUGGUACUUGAUGUUAUUUCAUAUUUCAGCCCUGUGAUCACCAGUCCUCCCUUCAUUCCAAAAAACUCAACAUAUCAGUUAGAACGAAACGAUUGUCUGAAAAACUAGUCUGUCAUCGUAAAUCGUAAAAUAUGUGACUGAGGUAAAUCUUAAAACAAUGUGUUAUUUGCGUCUCUUUUUUUAAAACAAUCUUUUGAAUUUUUACAAAAUAAUGAAUAUUGAUGUGUUUUUAAAAUUAUUUUCUUAUUUAUCUACACAGGAGGUGUUUAUUUAUGGAAGUAAAAAUAUGUGUCAGGACGCAUACGAAAUCGAGUGUUCUAGAUGCAGGGCUGCGGCGCAACGUGGGGCGAAAUUAACAGGCGUACAGGGUAGCAAGCAGCUGGAAAUUACGGGUUCUACAUCGACGAAGAGUUAUUGCCGCCGGCUGAAAUUACGGAUUCGAAAGAAACCGUGAGAAUCGCGUGCCAGCGCGUGAAAGACGAGUCGGUGUGCCGGUAACAUGGUUGCAAAAGGUAUAGGGGAGAGAAUCGUUGGUUCGGUUGUUGAGGGGUGGCAGUUGGAUUCUCUCUCUUGUAGCCAACGCGACGAAACAACGUAGCCGAGCUUGCGCACCGCAUUGAACGGCUGCAGUCGAGUCAUUAUGCAGCUACUGGCUGUCACUUCUACUCACCGUAACCGCAGACCGACGUUGACUAUCGUCGAGUUCUCUAUGCAUCCGUUUCUCCCCGCGCUUUCGACGCCCGAUACAGCGGUAGAUACAGCGGUACACCGCUGAAUAUAUUACGGCUCGUUUAAACCCGAUUCCUAAUGCAGCUACCCUUAUGUGUCAAUGCCUCGACACUGAUUCAUGAAACUCUAUUUCACUUUUCUUCUCUCCGUGUUCUUUUUUUUAUUUUUAUCUUUUUUAUCCGGAGCUUUGCCUUUUGUGUGUUUGUACAAAGGAUUCGAGUUUUCCAUUGGAAAGCAGAGAUAUAAAUUAGCGAUUUGAUCUGAGGAGAGGCUACUUUGUCGCUCGUAAUUUGAUCGUGCCACUGUGCUGGUUGGAUCGCGAUUUCGCCAUCAAGGUAUCUUCGCGUGAUAUCGACGUACGUGGAUGAUAGUGUUCCGUUGGCACGCAACUAUUUCGUAUUCCAACGAAAGACGUCGCGUUUAAAUUACAUGGAUAGUUCGUCCGCGCGUUAGAUGUCCAAAGAAACAACUAACAAUAAGACAAUGGAUUUUCUUUUAUACGAAACAUUAUCCCUAUUUUUGAUUGUAAAAAUGGAAGAAAGUUAUUUGCAUAGGAAAUUUAUUAGGUAGAAAUUUACGAGCGUCCUAGUUACAUCAUUUUUCGCUCGCAAGUCAAUUCGCGAGUUAUAACUUAUAAAAUCGUUCUCCAACGACGUUUUUGAGGAGAUGAUGGGCCGGUUAAUAAAAUCGAUACGCCGCGACGAUUUCCAAAUUAAGAUUCCUACGCAUUGUAUAUCUUCGGAACAAAGUGUUCAAACGUCUUCGAGUCUGAAUUUUAAUAUAAAAUUCAUCUUUAGUUUGCGCAAUUGAAAGAAAUUGAAGAACAAUCGAAAGAAAUUGUUCCUGCGACUAAUUAGCUAACAUUGAGAAAGAACGAGAAUCUAAAGCUUUUCUUUCGUUUUGUCCGAAUUACACGGUAAUUAACGCAGAAUAAGCUUUUCUUUAUAUCGUCGACGAAUCAUUCAUACCCGAGCUUGUAGGAACAGGCACGGUUUGAUUAUUCGUAUAAGUGCUGACACAAACUCUCCAACAACCAACGUUGCUUGUUCGACCAUUCUAACUCAACUUCUACUGCCGCAGAGUACACUACUCUGUCUGGCCAGCGUAGUGGCGUGCUUAUUCUACUAGCUUCGGUCAGCCCGACCGACUCGACGCGACGCGGCGCGACGAACGAUUUAGCUUUAUCAGUAAAACAGUCGAACUCGCAGUAUUUUGAUUUUACAGGAAAACUAGACACUGUCUUAUAAUGUUUCAUCCGUAAUCGUUUAAUUCUUGUCACCCUCUCGUCGUUGCGAAUUUCUCAUUUUUCUCAGUUAUUGAAUUAAUGAUAUACGUAUUAAAUUCCAAGCGCCGAUCAACGACACACCCCCUCCCCAACGGUGACAGUCGACGCGUUAAAACAAUUACCCCCGAUGUCGACAUAAAACUCGAUUAAUAUUACACGUCAAUAUUAGGUUGGUUCUAUUUAACACGGCCAAUCGAGUCGCGAUUAUGCGGAUUGUUGGGGUGGUCGGGCGCGUUUUUCGCCGACCACUAACGGAAUAUCGGAUUUUCGGUACGUCACGAUGGGAAUUAAUAAUAUUGUUUGCCAUUGCAUUAUGCGGCGCAUCUCGAUCGUUGACGUCCGUGAAUUCUGGUAAUCACCCUUUCUAAUUGAUAAUGUUCGAAUCACGAACGAUAAUAUUCAUUACUCUACCAACCAGAAUGAUCCUUUCUGCACCGUUUGUUGUAAUCUGUACAAGUUUCUAUUAGCGAACAAGGAAUUUAUUAAAUUUAUUCACUACUCGCAGCGAGAAUCCCAUCACUUACGACUUACGACACUUAAUACUCUAUCGUUUAUUAAGAUCGCGUCCGCAAGGUGGUACGAUGUUGAAGCAGUGAAAUUUUCACGACUGGUCCAACGUAGGUUGCUUGAUGAACGAUUAAAAUUUCAGACCCUUCCAUAGAUUGCUUCCCGAGUUAGAGUGGUCUUUAAAAUUUCCUACGGUUCAAGUUUACCUCGAGCGAGUUCACUUUGCAAAUUUUUCAAACGAAAAAACUGAAAUCCUCUUUAAACCUUCAAGUGGUUUGUACAUUUUGAAAUAAACUUUUCAUUACAUCUUGUCAAGCUGUCGGGGAAUAUUUAACUGGAACCAGCUGGUCUGAUAACGACGCUUAAGGGAUAAUAAUACUUAAGACUAUGUAAUCGUAAGACAGUUUUCAGGGGUGAGCAGCACGGGAGCCAGCGGGCAUUUCCGCGUAACCGACCUGGACAAACCAACCGAAACGAGGUCAGGAACGACGCGUACGAGGGACGAGGGAGGAGGAUCGUUGGUGGCCCGUUCGCCCAUCCACCUGGUCACCCCUAGCUACGGGGUGGUUUUCCUCCCCUCGGAAUCCCUCGGAUACACUCGGACAUUGUCGUUUCCACGUUCUCUCGAAUUGUGUUACAACUACACGCCAAUAUCAUUUUUAUAGCUGAAUGUAUAUAUAGGGUGUCGCAUAAAAUGCUAAUAUUUCAUCGUAUGUCAAUAAUCAGAUGCACUGUUCCAUUAUUUAAAUUUUCCUUCAGAACAAAUGCCACUAAAGUUGCGUGUAGAAGCAUCCUAGGAGCAUCCCUUGAACAUCGUCUACUUAUCCUAGCACACGUAGAGGGUAUCACGUGCAAGGACACGUAACAUCUAUAGAGAUAUUACUGGUCUCUCAUCGUCGGAGGUUUCAGAACUCCGCGGAGAACGCGGAGAACGCGCAGAACGCGCACACUUUCGCGCAGGAACUAUCGCAUGUAAGUUUGGUGGAAGGGGCAGGAAAAGCAGGUAGAAAGGAGGAGAGUGGGGGGAGGGUUAGACCGCGCGGCUAUCGGUCGUACACGGUGCGAUCGUCAUUGGGCGUCGGAACGUCGUGGCGACGCGACGCGGUCUCGGAAGUACGCUCGGUAGUAACGAGUACGCGCGCGCCAAGUGACACGAGGAUCGAGUGUUUCGCGACACCCUUUGCCACGUCCUUUUCUCCGCCAACACUUAAACACGAACACGUACACGCACACGAAACACACAUUAAAAAUAACACUAAACCGAGUCGCGUUCGAGUGUACAUCUCUUCGUUCGUGUUAAACGUGUUUCGUGUUUUUCCGCGCGUGUGUUUCGAAAAAUAGUCAAUCGAGGGUCAAACUUGUAGCAAACAGGUUUACAAGUUGAAUCAGCUUCUGGAUAACGAUCCAGAGAUGAUCUCGAUCGUCUGUGACGCGCACGUGUGAUCCAUCCAGAGAAUCGCGAUCCUCUUCCAUCAAUUAUAAUAUAUAAUAGAAUAGGAUAGGAUAGAUUCAAAUGUUUCCGUCGAAAUCGGUGUGUGCGUGAGUCAUUUUUUUCUCGGCAAAUUUCUACAAGAAGUGUGAAAAAGUUGAUCGUUGAACUGACGGAAAAGGAUAACGAAGUGUGAACCGGCGCGGCGUUUCCGGUCUGGAUACGACGAGCGUUGGCGCGAUUUGGAUCGUAUCGAAGGUGGAGGAAACGGGGCACGAUGAGACGGACGACGAGAGGAUGUCGCGCGGACGCCGCGGGAUUCAUCGUCGUCGUCGUCGUUCGACACCUACAUCUCGAUCGUUGGCCCUCGAAAGUUUCCAAGAGGAUCGUUUUACGAACACGCUGAAAGAUAGAGGACCCAUGUUGUACCAUGAUCUGAUGGGUAGAGUCAUGUCACGUGUCGUCGGGACGCUGCUGGCGCGAUCGACGCUGUUCGCGAGUGUUGCGGCAGCGAUCGUCGUGUUGUCGUGUUGCUGCAGGUGCACUCGAGCCAGCGAGUUCCCUGAAAGGGAAUGCUGCGAUCUCAUAUUCCCGAUUCCGGAACCAACUGGCAGAUCAACGUCCGCUCCGACGCCUACCGGAAGAAGCGGAUCCGACAUCAAAGAAGCAGUUGCCAUACUGAAUUGUCUGUACGCUCGUCAAUUGUGCUUCGAGGAUCCAUCCUGUAGCGCCAUCCUGGAGAUCAUACCAAGGCUCUGCGGUCCGGAGAUAGUGGCUUGCUCGACGGUGACAGUGACUAAGUGUCAAGCGGCCCUGCAUACUCUGCAAGCUUUCACUUUCUUCCGACCCACGUGCCUCUGCAGGGAACGCCACGUAGAUCAGGAAUGCAACAGCUUCCAGACCUUCCUCUUCGAUCACCCUUGCAUCGAUGUCUUGAACAAGGAUAAGGACCCGUAUUCCAUCGACACUCUGCCUACAUGCAAUCAUGCGCUGAGCGUCUGUUUACGAGGCAAACCGUGCAGCCAGAUUUUCGACGACUUCAAAAGUAACUGCAAAUCGCGAGAGGGCAAGUGCAGGAUGGAGAGCCGGAGUGCUUGCCACGAUUCCUGGACCCAACUACGACUGUCGCCAAUGUUCGGUUGUACAUGUCCAAACGCUCGCAUGAAGAGACGUUGCGACAAGAUCUUCUCCACGGUGAAUCACAAUCCGUGCGUUGAGUUCCUGCCCUCCUCUACCUCCGUUGACCUGUCGGGCACGGACUCGGCCCUGUAUCCGUUCGACCCGCAGCAGGAGAGCUACCAGGAGAUCUGGUUACCGGCCACCAUGAAGGUCAUCUCUCAUCCGGACAAUUCGACCAGCUUCGAGCUGAUCGAAUCGCAGCUGGAGAAUCCAUUAAUCGACGCCGAUCAUCAAGAUCUACUGGCGAUGAAGCAGAUUCCUGUUCUCGGUGGACAUCAUCACAAGUCCCAUCAUAAGAGGAACCAGACGGACGAGCACGAUCAAACGUCCAUGGUGUUGCCGUCAGCCUCGUCAGACUUGGACAAAAUCCAGCAACCAGUGAAGGUCGUGCUCUCCAGCACCUGUCACCACGCGUACACUGCCUGCAAAAACGACCCCGAGUGCAGAGUGUUACUGGAACCGGUGCUGAACCACUGCGAUCCGAGCAGUUGCUCCAGGAACGAGUGCAUGGACUCUUUGCAGAAUUUUUACAAGUCUGCUAAUCACAAGCACUCCGUGGAAAUCGCCUUCUGCCUGUGCAGGAAGACGGAUAACAGGAAGGACGAGUGCAUAGUGGCGCAGGAGAAGAUGCACCCUGCGUGCGCCCAACGUGUCGAGGGUGCAGAGAUGCCUCCCUGCCAUAGCCUGGCUGAGGCAUGCAAGGAAAACAGAAGUUGCAGAAUGAAGUUGGAAUAUUACGAACAAAGUUGUGCGGUGGAUAGUGUAACGAAAAAGUGCGCUGGACCAACAGCUGAAUGCAGAAAAGCGAUGCUGGGAAUUCUUGGGACGAAACUAAGAUCGAGCUGCGCCUGCAAGAGCACCGAACUUACCCAACUUUACGAUUGUAUCGGCUGGCAGAGGCUUUUAUGGGUGAAUCCUUGCGUGGUCGAGUCCCAGAAGGAUUAUCACGCUCGUAGGAUACACCAUCAUUAUCCGAGGACCACAACGACGACCAUCUCGUCGACGACCAAGUCGCCAGUUAGCACGACGACGGUCAUCGUGGUCGAACAAGUGGAAGAUAAUCAAAUACCGGAAGUGACGAGGUGGCCGACCACCGAACCCACGGAAACUUGGGAAAUCACUACCACGAGCAGCACCACCAUAAGUACCACUCCAAGUACCACUACAACUACCACCACCCCGCCUCGCUUCUGCGUGGUUCAAAGGCCGAGGCAAAGUCACCAAUACAUAAGGGAGGGCAAAGGCAAGAGGCUGUAUCGCGAGGACGAACCUGAAUGCUCGGAGCUGUGCCAGUGUGGCGAGGGUGAGGUUUUGAUCUGCAACACGAUCUGUGUGGAUUCGUCGCCGUGCAAGACGGACUUCGCCUUCUAUAAUCACGAGGCACCAGCGUAUCAGGCGCAUCGGGGACCCUGCCUUUGCUAUAGCGGUCGUUUCAUAUGCAUGCGGCCUUCGCCCGAUGCUUACUCAAUACCGCACGGAGUGUUCAUGUUCCUCGGCUACAGCGAAAAGGACGAGAGCUUAUUGAGACAGCACAAUAAUCUCACGGUCCUGGACGCGGUGUCGUCUCUCGAUAGUUUCAUGAGGGAAGAAGUUAACAAUCAGACGGUCUGCACCCUGUUCCUGUACAACGCGACCCGAGAAAACGUGAUUGCAGUGGCGCGUCUCGGGACUGACAAUCCACCCCUAAAUAGCAGCCAAGCUCAAAGUCUGCAGCACCUUCUGCGCGUCAAGGAGGAGUGCGCCUCGAUGUUACAGGAUCUCAGCGACAAGAUCAACAACAAGCAUCACGAGGUGCACACGCACCCUUUGCUCUCGAUCUUCAAGAUGGCGGAGGUCGAGGUCAAGCUACCAUACAGCAACGAGGUCGGUGGUCUCUUGAGAUCGUCGAGUUUCCUCCUCGUCGCAAUCCUUCCGCUGCUCAGUCUGCUUCGAUCGUCGUCGACGUGUCUGCUCGGCUCGUGACACGGGCCGCAGGUCACCGGCAUCGUCUGUCGAGAACCCUGCAACUUCUCGAACGCCUAGUAAACACAUACACCCACACGUACACGUACACACACGCAGUCGCGCGCAGGCACACGUACACAUACAGACGCGCGCAGGCACACACGAACUUCGCGAGCCAUCACGAGAUCGAACAUGUCUCGCGAGUAUUCUCUCGAACCGGCGAGAAUCUCACGGCCUCUGAAGGCACGGAUCAACGAACGACAGUCGAAGUCGCGGAUAAAACGAACGGGGCUCUAAUGUUCGUGCCUCGUGGAUCAAAGAUGUAGAGAAAAUGGAUCGUUACCGCGAUCGAGGAUCACGUGCAGCCAAUAAAUACGAUGAUGGUACACCUCCGGGCAACGUCGACUUCUUUUGCCUGUUGAAAGGCAAAUAUACACUUACAAGGGAAACUACCCAAGUGUUACACUCACUUAUUAAUGAAACUUUGCCACCUUAUAAAGCUCGUCGAGCUGAACACGCCUAUCGCCGUUUUGUGGGCA